Colletotrichum truncatum is the source of this 972-nucleotide messenger RNA. NCBI's taxonomy places the organism in Eukaryota, Fungi, Ascomycota, Sordariomycetes, Glomerellales, Glomerellaceae. The record is from RefSeq and is a predicted model, not a curated record.
AUGCUAGAGAAGGAAAGCCUAUUGAAUCUUGUGAACAUUUCACGCCACCAUAUUCUGAGUCAAGCGGUUGAAGUUGUCGAGCUCUGCGUUGAUCAUCUCAUCCAACCCAAAGACUACAUGAGCCACGAAGAACUAGAGAUUUGUGGACUCAAAGACGAGUAUGAUUUCUUCCGAGUUCGGAAUGGCGAAGUUGUCUUACUGGGCGACGAUAGUUGGGAGCAAAUAAUCCAAACCUAUAAGGAUGGAUGGCAGGAGCAAACGGAAUUCUUCUCCCAAAGGCAACAUAUGAGUUAUUUAGCGAUAGCUCUCACUAACCUCAAAAACUGCAAAGCUAUUGGGAUAUCGGAUCAUACCCGACCAUGGGGCGCCUUUAAGCUUGGGCGACGUAUUAGCGUACUUCCAAAUAGGUUUAUUUCUGAUUUCUUACCUAAUAGCAUGGUUCAUGCCUUAGUAGUAAUCAGAACACUGUUUUUCGCACUUAUUAAGAGCCGCCUUCCCAUAGAGGAGAUAUAUAUCGAGUUUGGAGAUAUGAUGGAAGGUUGUACGUCUGUUAUUCCACGGAUGCUAUCGCUCCCAAGCAGUCUCGCAAAAGCCGUAAAAUCCGAAAUCACGACCAUCACAAAGCUUAGUCUUGUUAUCAAUCCUAAGGAUAGCGAUAAUCAUUUCAGCCAAGAAAUUAGAAAAUUCUUUGCAGAGAAUGACCCAGUACAGGAAGAAAAAUAUGAUUGGCAAUCAGACUUUCAUAGCUUCUCUAGCCUUUUUCCAGCGCUCACCGAUAUUACUUUAUUCUUCAACUAUUGCGAAGAGAAGCAACAAUUUCCAGGACUUUCAGAAAGCCUCUAUAUUCCUCUUCUUCAAAGGUUAUGCCUUGAGUAUCUAGACUGCACGAGAGACGAACUCCUGACGCUCUUACGGCGACAUCAAAAUACACUUCGAAGACUUACUCUCGAAAAUGUUAAAAUUACUACCUAA